Molecule: messenger RNA, 9995 nt
Organism: Dothidotthia symphoricarpi CBS 119687
Lineage: Eukaryota; Fungi; Ascomycota; Dothideomycetes; Pleosporales; Dothidotthiaceae
Product: vacuolar protein sorting-associated protein 13
Exons: 2
Coding region: 321-9875 (3184 amino acids)
Biological process (GO): late endosome to vacuole transport; mitochondrion organization; protein targeting to vacuole
Cellular component (GO): extrinsic component of membrane
Source: RefSeq, a predicted model, not a curated record
GCUGCAUUAAUUUCAGGCCACGUCUUCUUUGCAUCUUCUUCUGUUGGUAUUUCUCCUUGCGAUUUCUUUCCAAGGCAUCUCUCGGUGGUAUUGAACACGCGAAGCACGGCUGCCAGACACUGUGCGCGUCGUGACUUCACCCCACCUUCUGCUUGCAGCUUACGAUACCCACGAUCGCACGGUCUUGCUUCAUCGCGACAUCGCAACAGCCUCUAUGAUUUCACCAACUCUCACGACAUAACGAACCCUCUCUCUCGACCCCACCAACCCCCCACCACCCCUCGCCGCCCCGACCGGGUUAACGGUCGCCUACCGCCGCCAUGCUUGAAGGACUCGUCUCGAACCUUCUCAACCGGUUCUUGGGCAUGUAUGUCCAGAACUUCGACCCAAAACAACUCAAUGUCGGCAUCUGGUCUGGUGAUGUCAAGCUGCGAAACCUGCAACUUCGCCGCGAAGCUCUCGAUCAGCUCCAUCUCCCCCUGAACGUGAUCGAAGGCCAUCUGGGCUCACUUACACUAUCCAUACCGUGGUCGAACCUGCGGGGCAAGCCGUUGAAGGUUAACAUCGAGGAUGUGUUUCUGCUGGCAGCACCCAAGGAGGACGCCGACUACGAUGCCGAUGAGGAAGAGCGACGGGCGCACGCGGUCAAGAUGGAGAAGCUCGACAGCGCCGAGCUGCUCAAGGAGCGCAACACAGAAGGCAUGAGUGCCGAGGAGGAGCAGAAGAACCAAAGCUUCACGGCUAGCAUGGUGACUGCCAUUGUGGACAACGUCCAGGUCACAGUCAAGAACAUCCACAUCCGAUACGAAGACUCGAUAUCCGAUCCAGGCCACCCGUUCGCGCUUGGUCUCACACUCGCCGACUUUAGCGCUACUAGCACAGAUGAAAACUGGAAGCCCACCUUCAUCACGGGCAACUCGACAUCCACACAUAAGUUGGCGACACUGGGUUCGCUAGCGGUAUACUGGGACACGGAUGCAGAGCUGAUAGGGACUGGCAGAGGCAGUGAAAGCAAAGAUGAGCAGCACAUUGAUCACGACGACUUCAUCGAGAAGGUGCGAGGAAUGAUACCGAGAGGAGAUAAUCCUGAGCUUGGUGAUCAUCAGUUCAUCCUCAAGCCUAUCAGUGGUCGCGCCGGCCUGGAGAUGGACAAGACUGGCAAGCCUGAUCGACCCAAGAUGAAAACACGGCUCCUCUUUGACGAGCUCGGGUUCAUCAUUGAUGAAGACCAAUACCGAGACGCACUCAUGCUGGUCGACCUAUUUCAUUACUUCCUCCGACACCAAGAAUACAAGAAGCUCCAGCCCAAGUCGACCCCGAAAGAGGAUCCCGCUGGAUGGCUGAGAUUCGCCGGGAACGCUGUUCUCGACAAGAUUCACCAACGAAACAGGCAAUGGAGUUGGGACUACUUCAAGGAGCGCCGGGACGAUCGAGUGCGAUACAUCGGAUUGUUCAAGAAGAAAAAGCGAGAGGAGAAGCUCUCGCCUACUGACACUGAAGAUCUUGACAAGCUUGAGCGCAAGCUGAGUUACGAAGAUCUUCGUUUCUGGCGCUCGUUAGCGCGGAAUCAGUUGCGCAAGGAGAAUGUCGGGGUGAAGAAGCCACCUACCAAACAAGGAUGGGGCUCUUGGAUCAUCGGUCGUAAACAAGAAGAACAUCAUGAUGAAGACACUCAGAUGAACGAACAGCAGCGCAAAGAGCUGUACGAUGCUAUCGACUGGGACGAGAAGAAAGCCAUCACCGAGGCAGUGGAUAUGCCUCGAGAGUACGUGAAGAUGGAAGUGAAUAUGAGUCUUCGAACUGGAAGCUUUACACUCAAGCGCGAUCCUCACGGAAAGUCAACUGAAAUCCUUCGUCUUCUGUUCGAUUCUUUCAGCACGCAGUUCCUGCAACGUACAGACUCCAUGUUUGUCAAAGUGGCUCUUGAGGGAAUGCGCCUCUACGAUGGUACGACUGAAGGCAGCCUCUUCCCCCAAAUCAUCACGAUCAAGGAUGCCCCGCCCGUGCCCGACGACAAGCGGAUCGAAGAGCUCGAUGACGACGAUUUGCCGAAAGAUGAGGAGAAAGAAGAUGAGGAAGAAGAAAAGGAGGAUCCUUUCUUCCAGCUCUCUUUUGAGAAGAACCCACUUGACAAUAGUGCCGACACUGCCCUCACAGUAAAGCUGAAGGGUAUGGAGUUUGUUUACAACCCCAGAUUCGUAGUCGAGGUGGCGAAAUUCUUCAAACCUCCGGAACGACACAUGGAAUCGAUUGGUGCACUUAUGGAGACAGCUGGAGCAACUGUUGAAGGCAUUCGGCAACAGACACGUGCUGGGUUGGAGUUUGCUCUCACUGAACACAAAACCAUCAAUGCACAACUGGAUCUACAGGCCCCGCUUAUCAUCAUUCCUGACUCUGUCACGAAGAAGUCAAGUAAUUGCCUUAUUCUCGACGCUGGUCACGCAAGUGUAACGAGUGAGCUUGUCGACAAGGACACCUUACGAGAUAUUCAGGCCAAACAGCAGCAUCAAUACACCGACGAGGACUACCACAAACUGGAAAACCUGAUGUAUGACAAGUUUCUUCUCAAGUUGCAUUCGACGCAAGUGCUCAUAGGGCCUUCCAUUGAGGAGACACGUGCCCAACUAGAGGAAAGUGCCACAUCUAAGCACUUCCACAUCGUGGACAAAAUCAACAUGGAUUUCAAUAUUGAGAUUUGCAUUGUUCCUAAGGGCUCCGAUUUGACCAAGUUCCGCGUCUCUGGUAAUCUGCCGGUUCUCCAUGCGUCAAUCUCAGAUGCAAAGUACAAGAACUUGAUGAAGCUGAUUGACGUGGCCAUCCCCAAAUUUGACAACGACGAGCCGACCAAGGAGGUCAUUGAAGGCGCAAAGGGUCCGUCUAACUUGAAGCCGCCUAACGAAGGACUGUCAGACCAAGAUGCUCUUGGACGGCCUAGAUCGAAGUCCUUUCAAUUUUCUGCGCAGGAGCACGAGCUCGUUAUGGAAGAAGACGGUGAUAGCAAGUCAGACGAGAAGUUUGAAGAUGCUCCAGCAGCCGAACGGAAGCAGGACAUAUUUACUCACCAACGCAACUUUGAGUUCAAGUUCACCGUCGACAAACUUCAAGGCUCGCUGUACAGGUCUGAUGCAGAGGGUCGAAAACCUGACCAGCUUCUGGUUGAGUUGAUUGCGGAGCACUUUGACCUUGAGUUCUACCAGGAGGCGUUUGAAAUGGGCGCUGAUGUUCAUCUGAGAAGUUUGGCUGUCGAGGAUCAUGUCGAAGAGAAUCCGCUACCAGAGUUCCGGAACAUCAUGUCAUCUGAAGACGCAUCCGCGGAAGAACAGAAGGAUCUGUUCUCCCUGAAGUUCGUCAAGGUGAACAAAGAAUCCCCAGAGUUCCAGACCAAGUUUGAGGGCAUAGCUACCAACUUGGACGUUGCAGUGUCAACCAUCAAUCUCAUUGUAACGAGACGGACGCUGCUGACUCUCCUGGAUUUUGUUCUCAUCACGUUCACCAAUCCAGAUCAACCCCAGAACCAGCAAGCCCAGGUAGCUGUUCAGCCAGACCAGCAACAGGCCGUCCAGCAGCCCCAAGCCGAGCCUGACAAGAUACGUAUUCGAGCUGAACUGAAGCGAAUCGCGUUGAUUUUCAACAAUGAUGGAAUACGCCUUGCCACGCUGAGUUUGAGCUCUGGUGACGUCGGCGUCUUUCUCAACGGCAAGACCAUGCGCAUUGGUGGACGUCUUGGCAACCUGUCCCUUAUCGACGACGUGAACCAGGGCGUUCCUGAAGACUCGUCGCUUCGCCAACUGGUGACUAUUGAGGGCAAGAACUUGGCUGACUUCAGUUACGAAACAUUCGAUUCCGAACUGGAGACUUAUCCUGGCUACGACAUGGCCGUUGCCUUGAAGACUGGAUCUAUCAAGAUAAACUUCCUCACAGAGCCCUUCCGUAAGAUCAUGGAGUUCGCAGUAAAGUUUGGCAAGAUGCAAGCAAUCUUCAAUGCAGCACGGCAGGCAGCAGCGAACCAGGCCACUCAGAUCCAAGAGCGGGCCUCCAAGUUUCACUUCGAUAUCACCAUCAGUACUCCCAUAGUCGUGUUUCCAAGGAUGGCAUUCUCAGAUAGGCCUGAACGUGACACCUUGACAGCGAACCUAGGAGAGAUCUACGCGAAGAACACGUUCGUCCCACUCGAUGAUUCCGAGAGUGCGGAUGUGGCGAACAAGUUGUCUGCCGGAAUCAGAAACAUCAAGCUCACCUCAAAUCUUCAUUACGAUGACAACCGAGUCGAGGAACUUGAGCUCAUCGACAAAGUCGAUCUCGACUUCAACAUCACAAUAGUGGAGCACAAGCCCGAGCGGAAACGGCCAGACCUCGAAAUUGAUGGAUCAAUGUCUGACAUCAAUCUGCGACUCAGUCCGGAUCAGAUGAAAUUCGCACUGGAGCUGUCUCGAUCAAUACCGGAGGCAUUUGCAACGCAACCAGAUGAGGCUAUCGAAGAGGAUGUCCAGGCUGAGCUGCCCCGAUCGACAACAGUGCCAGCACGGCAGUUGACAGAAACCGAGUCUCCUGAUAAAGAACCAUCUCGAGACGUGGUUUCGUCACAAGGACCUGAGCUACAGACUGACCGCGACACAUGGACGAAGCUGGACUUCGUCUUCAAAGUCGGUUCUAUUGGGUUGGAGUUGAUUCGCUCUGAAGACGGCGAACCUGUUGGCGAUGUUGAGGCUGCUAGCCUUUCCAAAUCCUCUCUCAAUGAGACGCACGUCAAAGUCCGCAUGAUCAGCGACGGAGCUCUAGAGGCUGAACUUGUGGUCCAGUCGUUUACUAUCCGAGAUAGCCGUACGCAAGGGGCGAAUAAGUUCCGCAAGAUCAUGUCUCUCAUCAACAACGACGUGAAGCAGCAGUUCAUGGCCAGCGUUUCCAUCUCAGGCGGGCAGGAGCGAAAUCUCAUCGCUUUGCUGACAAUCGAUAGCCCAAGGAUUAUUGUGGCUCUGGACUAUCUGUUCGCGUUGCAGGCCUUUGUAAAUGCAGGAUUGGCCACGGAUGAACCGCUCACUAUCGUUGAAGAAACCGAGGACGACGAGACAGAUAGCGAUUCGGAAAUGAUGUCGCCGGAUGGAUCUCGGUCACCCGAAAAGCUACCGGCUGCUCCUGAACCAACGGAAGGAGGAAUGAACAUCUCGUUCCGAGUCAACCUGGUUGAUGCGCAGGUCGUUUUGAUCGCGAACCCUGCACUUUCCACUUCAGAAGCCAUUGUACUAGGCACAAAGCAAGUACUGGUUUCGAAACAACAAGCAAUGACGCUACAAGUCGAAAAGGUUGGCAUGUUCCUGUGUCGUAUGGACCGCUUCGAGACGCACCGAAUGCGCAUCCUUGAUGACUUCAGCAUUCAGACAGCUCUGGACAUGCGAAACCAGAGCGGGAAAGCGUCAUUGAUGAGUAUCACUGUUGACAUUGAGCCUCUCGUUCUUCGCCUGUCGCUUCGUGAUAUCCUGUUGGCUAUGCAGAUUGUCAAUCGUGCAUCUGCCAUGUCUGGGAAUGAUGAGAGCAAGCUGCCCAGUGCAGAGGCACAGAAACUCAAACCAAAUCCGCCUACGAAGAAGCCCAGAUCAACGAUGGGCAAGACAUCUGGUUCAAGGCCUCAAGCGAAGUCCAUCGCGAAUACCAAGCGAUCGGGUGCUGGGGCACAGCUGGAGCCUCCACAACCUGGUUCUGCGGUACUCAAGAGAGAGGAAUUACAUAUCAACAUCGAAGGUAUUCGCGUUGUCCUCAUCGGAGAUGUUCACGAGAUGCCGAUGUUGGACUGGCGGGUAAAGAAAUUCGGUGUUGAUGUGCGAGAUUGGUCGGGAGCUAUGGUUGUCGACACGUCCUUGGACACCCUCAUCAACGUCUUCAACUUUUCCAAGUCUGCAUGGGAGCCUUUGAUCGAACCCUGGAGCGUUGGCUUCCACAUGGCCAAGGACCAGAACCCUGACAGACUUGCCGUAGAUCUCUACUCUCGCAAGUCCAUGGAGCUCACAGUUACUGCCGCUACUAUUGCCCUAGCCUCGAAGUCCUUCGACUUCCUUACUAGUGACGAGGAUAUUUUGUCGAAGCCUCGAGGUAGUGACGCACCAUACCGCAUCCGGAAUCACACUGGUUUCAACCUUGAUGUCUGGGCCGACGGCAAAGACCAGGAGGGCUAUGCGGCGAAGCUGGAAGAAGGUGAAGAGAAACCUUGGCACUUUGAGGACCCUAUGUCUACCCGAGAGACAUUGUCCACAGAUGCUGCGACUGGCAUGCUCGGAAUCAAGCUCGAAGGAAGUGGAUUCGACACUAUCCCGCGCAUACCUGUACAUCGAGAAGGCGAAUUCCUGUACAACCUCAAACCCAAGCAAGACCGUGUUCAGCACCGAAUUCUCGUGGAAGUAAAGCUUGGCGCGGACAACAUCAAGAAUAUCACCUUCCGCUCGCCCUUGUUGGUGGAAAACAACACCCAGAUCCCGAUUGAACUUGGCAUGUUCAGCCCUGAAGACGGCCAUCUUCUAAAGAUCGACAAGAUAGCUCCCGGCGAUGCGAGGCCAGCACCCGUUGGCUCGGUCUACAUGCAUUCGAUCGUGAUCCGCCCAGAUCAGGGAUUCGGAUAUGCUUGGUCGAAUGAGCGUUUGUUCUGGAAAGAUUUGCUCAAACGCCCGACACGAACGAUAACCUGUCGUGGUGAGCAAGAUGAGCAGGCUCCACCUUUCUAUUUCCAGAUGCAUGCUGCGUAUGACAAGAAAGAUCCUCUGACUGGCGUGUACCCGUACAUGCGCCUCCGUCUACAGGCACCAGUUGAAGUCCACAACCUAUUGCCAUACGACUUCAAGUACAGGAUAUACGAUAGCAACACGAAGAAAGAUUGGACGAAUUUCCUAAGAAAGGGAGGCAUCAGCCCGGUCCAUGUGGUCGAGCUUUCACACCUUCUGCUCAUCAGUGUUGAAAUGCAAGAUGGUCCUUUCAAACCCAGCAAAUUUGGCAUUAUCAACUCAACCGAUCGAGAAAGCUUCAGACGGGAGAAGAAACUGGAAGUCAAGGAUGACAACGACACGACCUUGCACCUCAAUAUGCACUUCUUCAACUAUCCCGACGGCGGUGGCGCAUUCAAGGUCGCAAUAUUCAGUCCCUACAUCGUCCUCAACCGCACUGGUCUUGAGCUCAGUCUCCGGUCCCAGCAAGGACAAGGAGCCUUCUCGGGUCCACCCAGCGAGGCUGGCAAGACCAUGCCGUUCAUGUUCUCUUAUCCUUCGGAGAACAAGAAGAACCGUGCUCUGAUCAAGGCCGGAGAUUCUAGCUGGAGCAAGCCGCAGAGUCUCGAUGCGAUUGGAAGCAGUUACACAGUAGCCUUACCGUCCACCAAGUCACGAUCAGACAUGCAUAUCGGCGUCGGGGUUUCGGAAGGCGAGGGCAAGUAUAACCUAACCAAGGUUGUGUCUAUCACUCCGCGCUUCAUCGUCAAGAAUAAGGUCAAGGAGGAGCUGCUCAUCCGCGAGCCUGGUCAGUCUGAUUGGUUGACGCUAACGGAUGGCGAGCUUUUCCCUCUGCGAUGGCUUCGACAAGGAGGAUCGCCACAGUUGUCUCUUUGCUAUCCUGGCGUCAACAACCAAUGGUCCUCUCCGUUCCACAUCUCGAACGUUGGUACCAACCAUGUCAAGUUAUCUAAGACCGGCCAGCGUCAGAAGCUCAUCCGUGUCGAUAUCCUGAUGGAACAAGCAACAAUUUUCAUCCACAUCAGCGUCGAGACAAAGCACUGGCCGUUCUCGUUCAAGAACAUGAGCGACCAAGAGUUCUUGUACUGGCAACAAAACCCCAAUCUCGACGAGGAUGAAGACGACCGCGGCUCCGGAUUCCGACCGAUCAGAUAUCGCCUGCCUCCAAGGAGUAUCAUGCCGUACGCGUGGGACUUCCCGGCAGCGAAGAACAAGGAGAUUAUCUUGAGCGCCAAUGGAAGGGAGCGACACGUCAAACUUGCUGAGAUUGGCCCCUUGAUCCCGUUCAAGAUUCCUCCCGGCCAAGAGGGCGGUGGCAUGAAGGUGAUCGAUCUCAACGUCGUGGCGGCAGGUCCGACCCAGACGCUGGAGGUAUCAAACUACAAGCCAUCCAAGAGCUUGUACAAGCAGAAGUCAGGCAUGGCGUCAUCUGCAACGACAGGUUUCGAAGUGAAGGAGAUGGACACAGAUGUGACGUUCAAAGCUCAAUUGCGACUCGCAGGAAUUGGCGUUUCGCUCGUCAACCGUCAUCUACGCGAACUGGUAUACGUCACACUGCGCGACAUCGAAUUCAAAUACUCCGACUCGGCACUAUACCAGAUGGUGAACAUGCAGGUCAAAUGGAUACAGAUCGACAACCAGCUCUAUGGCGGCAUUUUCCCCAUCAUUUUCUAUCCUAGUGUAGUGCCCAAGACGGGCAAAGAGAUGGAGGCACAUCCAAUCAUCCAAACCAGCGUCACUCGUGUCAAGGACGAUUCAUACGGUGUGUUGUACAUCAAGUACUUCACGAUUCUCCUACAGCAGAUGACACUUGAGAUUGACGAGGACUUCAUCUUUGCUAUGAUCGAUUUCGCCAAGAUUCCUGGCGCUUCUUGGUCGGAGGAGAAGGAAGGCAAGCUGUGGGAUGACAGCCUCGACCUCCCCGAGCCCACACAGGAGCAGUCCGGCCAGGAUGUCUACUUCGAGCUCCUUCAUCUCCAGCCUAUGCAGAUUGAUCUUUCGUUCGUUCGAACAGAACGUAUCAACGCCGAAGACACCAUGACCACAUCGAACCCUUUCAUGUUUGCGGUCAAUGUUCUCACCAUGUCUAUUGGUAACGUAAACGAUGCACCCGUGCGGUACAACGCCCUGAUGUUGGAGAAUGCGCGAAUCUCAACCACCGCGCUGGCAAGCAAUAUCCAGAACCACUACGUACAGGAGUCACUCCGACAAGUUCACGUCAUCAUCGGCUCUGCCGACUUCCUCGGAAACCCAGUUGGCCUCUUUACUAACAUCAGCUCUGGUGUUGCCGACAUCUUCUACGAACCGUACCAGGGUCUUGUCAAAUCCGAUCGCCCAGAAGAGCUUGGUAUCGGAAUCGCGAAGGGCGCGUCAAGCUUCGUCAAGAAAUCUGUCUUCGGCUUCUCGGACAGCAUGGCCAAGUUCACAGGCAGCAUGUCGAAGGGUCUUUCCGCAGCAACUCUGGACAAAGAGUUCCAAGAUCAGCGCCGCAACACGCGGUCGCGAAACAGGCCUAAGCAUGCUCUAUAUGGAAUCACGGCUGGCGGCAAUGCUUUCGCCAGCAGUCUGGCCAGUGGUCUUGGAGGCCUCGCGCGCCACCCCAUCCAAGGUGCUGAAAAGGAAGGCGCAUUCGGUUUUGUUAAGGGUGUAGGCAAGGGUCUUCUUGGAGUGCCUACUAAAGCUGCAAUCGGCGCUUUUGACCUCGCCUCCAACAUGGCCGAAGGUGUACGCAACACAACCACUGUCUUCGACCAAGAAGGGCUCGAUCGUGUGCGUCUGACACGCUUCAUCGGUACCGACGGUAUUGUACGCCCGUACUCGCAACGUGAAGCUCUCGGUCAAUUCUGGCUCAAGACCCUAGACAAUGGCAAGUACUUCAACGAAGACUACAUUGCGCACUUGGAGAUACAGGGCAAGGACAUGCUCGUCAUACUCACAUACAAUGGGGUCAUGAUGGUGCGGGCAAAGAAGUUGCAGACAGAGUGGGAUGUGCCGCUCAAGGAUGUGCAGACUAUCAGCAAGGAGCGGACAGGCCUGGCGAUUACACUGAAGGGGGGAACGAACGGACCAUUCAUCCCUGUGGGAGAUGAAGAGAGUAGGAAUUGGUUCUAUCGACAGGUCGCUGUUGGCGUGAAUGCGUAUAACGACAAAUGGAAUGCGAAAGGCUAAGGGGUAGAGUAGAGGUUUGGUGUGGAAGGGAAAAGGGAUGGAAAUACGGGUGGCGCAACAUUGGCACAGACUGUCACACUCUCCUACUAGUUCUAAUGUAUAUUUUUCACUGUUCAUUGU